UACGACAGACAUAAUAGUGGUCUAUGCAGCAUUUAUAUGAACCUCAAGAUGAGUCCACCUGUCGACAUUGAAGACUUGAAACGAAGAUAUUGUAGUCGUUUGCAUCAUUCCCUGUUUCUGUAUAUGUUGAUGAUCUCUCUUCUUUAUGGACUUUCUUUCCUUUUUCUGGCUCAUAUCGUAUUUGAACAUAACUUCUGGGAAGAUUCGUAUCGUUACCUCACUUUGGUGGCAACGCUUGGAGUGCUACUGGUCAUGUUGGUUUCACUUAUGCCGCUAGAGAGCGUGGCAGAGUAUUACCACUGGACUUUGGCUUUCAUUGUGUGGAUUUUCAUGGUAGUAACGGUGUCCGUUUGGUCCUAUUUUAAGACGAUGAAAUCUAGCAUGGAAAGCUUGCUUGUAGUUUAUUUUAUGGUUUUUGUGGUAAACACUAUGUUACCUCUUCCUCGGAUGGCGGCUUCUGUUACCUCCCUAAUAACAGUCAUCUCCCAGGUGGCGCUGUCGGCAGCAGUGUCUAAUAAGGAAACAGAUUAUUUGGGAAGUCAGAUCGUAGCGAACACCUUGUUUUUGUUGAGUGCAGCCGUAAUAGGCUACUAUCAUAAACUGAUGAGAGAUGAAGCUUUAGAUCGAACGUUUGCUGGAACAAGAAGCGUUAUAGAAUCUAGAAUCAAGCUGGAGUAUGAAAAAGAACAACAGGAACAACUUCUUCUUAGUGUAAUCCCAGCUUACAUUGCGGCAGAAGUGAAACGAAAAUUUAUUUUAAAAUUAGCAGAUGCAUGCCAAACAACCACACCACAAUCGAGGCAGGGGUUCCACGAACUUUACGUGCAACGCCACAAUAACGUCAGUAUCUUAUAUGCUGACAUAGUCAACUUCACACCCUUGUCGGAACAGCUUUCUGCUUCGGAUUUGGUGCAAACUCUAAACCAGUUGUUCGGGAAGUUUGAUCAAUUAGCUCAGGAAAACCAAUGUAUGCGGAUAAAGAUUCUAGGCGACUGCUACUACUGUGUAUCAGGACUACCCGUCUCCAGGCCUAGCCACGCUUACAACUGUGUCCAGAUGGGUCUACAGAUGAUCGAGGCAAUAAGGUUUGUACGAGAAGCAACUGACGUCAAUGUGGACAUGCGAAUUGGGAUUCACAGUGGGAACGUGUUAUGUGGAGUCCUUGGUCUCCACAAGUGGCAGUAUGACGUGUGGUCUGAUGAUGUAACAUUGGCAAAUCAUAUGGAGUCGGGUGGAGUUCCAGGGCGUGUCCACAUUACCCAAACAACUCUUCACCACCUAGAUAAUAACUUCGAGGUCGAACCAGGAUAUGGUCAUUUACGUGAUCAGUAUCUUGGAGAACAUCAAGUAGAAACGUAUCUUAUCAUACCGCCAAAGAGUGGUAACUGUGAUGGGGUUACGACCAAGAGGAGAAGUGUUAUGGUCAGACCUAAGUCCAUGACUAAAAUGAGCAAGUCAGUGGAAUGUUGGGGAGCAGAAAUACCUUUUUCCAAUAUGUCUGAAACAGAAAUUGCCAAAAGUAUUGGCGUGACGAGUCUAGCGUUGAUCGAGGGUAACAUUUUUCCUGGUUCUAGCAACGUUUUCAAUUGUCGCCAAUGUGUGAGUUCAACGGAAGACAUCAACCCUAUUUUUCUCAGAUUUACCAAGCAGGACCUGGAAACUCACUACCAAAGUCAACACAACACGCACUUCCGUUUGUACAUGGGAUGCGCAUGCGCACUUUUUUUCUGCAGCUGCAUUAUUCAAAUACUGACGCUGCCUUUGUAA
Messenger RNA from Limulus polyphemus (Atlantic horseshoe crab), 1767 nucleotides. Its product is annotated as adenylate cyclase type 2-like. Gene Ontology annotation, biological process: cAMP biosynthetic process; adenylate cyclase-activating G protein-coupled receptor signaling pathway; adenylate cyclase-inhibiting G protein-coupled receptor signaling pathway. Gene Ontology annotation, molecular function: adenylate cyclase activity. NCBI's taxonomy places the organism in Eukaryota, Metazoa, Arthropoda, Merostomata, Xiphosura, Limulidae. The coding region runs from base 37 to 1767 and encodes 576 amino acids. The record is from RefSeq and is a predicted model, not a curated record. The transcript is spliced from 12 exons.